GCUUCCCUCACCUCACCCACCCUCUUCUUUGUGCUUCCUCCCACGCCGCGCGAGCGAGCGGGCGCAGCUUAAACCCGACCCACGCCAUGGCUCUCCCCACCACCUCCCCUCUCGCCGCGGCCGCAGCGAGGCCCGGCGCGCUCCCGUCGCCGCCCCGCCGCCGGCCCCCGCGCGUCUCCUGCCAGGCGACCCAAGGGGGUUCUCGUGGCGGCAAUUCGUCCAGCACCUCGCCGCCAGCGGCGCCGAGGUGGCGUGCCGCUGUUUCCGCAGCCCUCGCGGCGGCGAUCGUGUCCGCAAUGCCGGCCUACGCGGAUCUUAACAAGUUCGAGGCGGAGCAGCGUGGCGAGUUCGGCAUUGGCUCCGCCGCGCAGUUUGGGUCGGCCGACCUCAAGAAGGCCGUUCAUGUUAAUGAGAACUUCAGGCGGGCAAACUUCACAGCGGCUGAUAUGAGGGAGUCAAAUUUCAGUGGUUCCACAUUCAAUGGUGCCUAUCUUGAAAAGGCUGUUGCUUAUAGAGCAAAUUUCACUGGCGCAGAUUUGAGUGAUACUUUGAUGGACCGCAUGGUUCUCAAUGAAGCUAACCUUACCAAUGCUGUGCUUGUACGGUCAGUCCUUACACGUAGUGAUCUUGGUGGAGCAAUCAUCGAAGGUGCUGACUUCAGUGAUGCUGUUAUUGACCUAACACAGAAACAGGCUUUGUGCAAAUAUGCAAAUGGAACCAACCCUUUAACAGGGGUCAGCACUCGGAAAAGCCUUGGAUGUGGCAAUAGUCGCCGAAAUGCAUAUGGGAGCCCUUCUUCUCCUCUUUUAAGUGCUCCACCACCCAAACUUCUGGACCGUGAUGGUUUCUGUGAUGAAGCAACUGGUAUGUGUGACGCAAAAUAAAAGAGGAAUUAUCCAACAUACUGCAGAAAUUGGGCACUGAAUGCUGUAUCUACAUUGGAGAUUGGGUGAAAGACAAAGCAGACCGGUUCAGGAUUCAGAGAAUUGUGCUGUUUGUGCUCUUUCCAGGUGAUGUAACGUUGCAGUGUAAUCAGGUAAACUAGGAAUGUAGAUAUGUUAUGGAUACUGAACUACGUACUGAAGUGAUAGAAACUGAUGCCGUAUAUAUACAUAUCAAAGUGCUCCAGAAUUCAUUCGCUACAUACCUACAGACUACUGCUGGCACUAGCUAGCUAGAGAGUAUUUUGUCAGUAAAUAAACUUAUCAUUCCUUUUCAAUGAAUUGGGAUACAUCUAUAAAGUUCACAAACAUUUCUGA
Oryza brachyantha (malo sina) is the source of this 1259-nucleotide messenger RNA. RefSeq names its product thylakoid lumenal protein TL20.3, chloroplastic. The transcript has 6 exons. Lineage: Eukaryota; Viridiplantae; Streptophyta; Magnoliopsida; Poales; Poaceae. Bases 87 to 884 code for a protein of 265 amino acids. The record is from RefSeq and is a predicted model, not a curated record.